Molecule: messenger RNA, 1914 nt
Organism: Postia placenta MAD-698-R-SB12
Lineage: Eukaryota; Fungi; Basidiomycota; Agaricomycetes; Polyporales; Adustoporiaceae
Exons: 9
Coding region: 1-1914 (637 amino acids)
Molecular function (GO): ATP binding; ATP hydrolysis activity
Source: RefSeq, a predicted model, not a curated record
AUGGCCCCCUCCGCAUCAAAACAAAAGCGUCUCGCAGAAAAGGCCGCAAAGCAGGCAUCCAAGGGCAAGUCUGAUGCGUCCACAUCGACCGCGACUGCCUCCUCCGUCAAUGGCAGCUCCGUGAACACGCCCUUGACCAGUGUCUCGGCUGCGACCAGCCAGGAAGACCUCACGUCCAUGGCCAAGCUUCAGAUUGCGACCGAUAGGAGUGCAGCAGGUGUACUCGUCUCUGACCCCAAGGGCCGCGAUAUCAAGAUUGAUUCCUACACAUUGUCUUUCCACGGCCGAUUACUCAUCGAGGGUGCCGAGAUCUCACUGAACUACGGUCAACGGUAUGGGUUGCUCGGUGACAAUGGCUCAGGAAAGUCGACCUUCCUCCAGUCCAUUGCAGAACGCGAUAUCGAGAUCCCCGAGCAUAUUGACAUUUACCUCGUCAGCGGUGAGGUCGAGCCCUCAGACGUGAACGCGGUCGACUAUAUCGUCGCUUCCGCCAAGGAAAAGGUUGCGAAGCUCGAACAGCGCAUCGAAGACCUCUCCGUUGCAGACGAGAUCGACGAAGCUGCACUCGACGCGACAUACGAAGAGCUCGAGGAGAUGGAUCCCAACACCUUCGAGGCGAAGGCGGGCAGCAUCCUCCACGGUCUCGGUUUCAGUACGCAGAUGAUGGCGCGCCCGACCAAGGAUAUGAGUGGUGGCUGGCGUAUGCGUGUCGCUCUCGCCCGUGCGCUCUUCGUCAAGCCGCACCUGCUCUUGCUGGAUGAGCCGACGAACCAUCUCGAUUUGGAGGCGGUCGUCUGGCUCGAGGCCUACCUCUCGAUGUACAACCACAUCCUUGUGAUCACGUCGCAUUCGCAGGACUUCAUGGACACCGUGUGCACGAAUAUCAUGGACCUCACGAUGAAGAAAAAGCUGGUGUACUAUGGUGGUAACUACUCGACGUACGUCCGGACGAAGCAAGAGAACGAGGUCAACCAGAUGAAGGCGUACCAGAAGCAGCAGGACGAGAUUGCACACAUCAAGAAGUUCAUUGCUUCGGCCGGUACGUAUGCCAACCUCGUCAGGCAGGCCAAAUCGAAGCAGAAGAUUAUCGACAAGAUGGAGGCUGCUGGUCUCAUUGAAAAAAUUGAGGUGCCCAGGCCGCUGCGUUUCAACUUUGAGGACAUCUCGAAGCUUCCUCCUCCAAUCCUUGCCUUCAACGAGGUUGCGUUCGCCUACUCAGGCAAGAAAAGCGACUACCUGUAUCAAGGCCUUUCCUUUGGUAUCGACAUGGAGUCUCGCGUAGCCAUUGUCGGACAGAACGGUACCGGCAAGUCGACACUACUUAACCUGAUCACGGGCGCGCUACAGCCCAGUGAGGGCACGGUCUCACGGCACGUCAACCUCAAGCUGGCCAAAUACUCGCAGCACUCGGCAGACCAGCUGCCGUAUAUGAAGGCGCCAAUCGAGCACUUCCAGUCGCUCUACGCUGAGAAGUACCCUGACAAAGACCUCCAGGCGUGGCGCGCUCAGUUGGGCCGUUUCGGUCUUUCGGGUUCGCACCAGACGUCCCCGAUCAAGCAGCUCUCAGACGGCCUGCGAAAUCGUGUGGUCUUUGCGCAGCUCGCGAUGGAGCAUCCGCAUAUCCUCCUUCUGGAUGAGCCCACGAAUCACUUGGACAUGGCCUCGAUCGAUGCGCUCGCCACUGCGAUCAAGGAAUUCGAGGGCGGUGUGGUGAUUGUAUCUCAUGACUUCCGAUUGAUCUCCCAGGUCGCCGAGGAGCUGUGGGAGGUCAAGGACCGCAAGAUCAAGAACCUGACAAAGGAAGGCAUCACGAUCGUUGAUUACAAGAAGAUGUUGGCGAAGAACAGCUACGCGUCGCUGGAGAAGGCGAAGCUGUUCAGCAAGACGACGAGCAAGACAAAGGGCGCUACCUAA